Molecule: messenger RNA, 1717 nt
Organism: Cynara cardunculus var. scolymus (artichoke)
Lineage: Eukaryota; Viridiplantae; Streptophyta; Magnoliopsida; Asterales; Asteraceae
Product: protein GPR107-like
Exons: 1
Coding region: 110-1426 (438 amino acids)
Biological process (GO): transport
Cellular component (GO): membrane; Golgi apparatus
Source: RefSeq, a predicted model, not a curated record
GUAUUUUAGCCUUAAGCAGUCGCUUCUCACAACAUAAUAUUUCGUUUUCCUCUCUCCUUAUUUGGACCACCGCCUCUCUCCGCCGUCAUCCGCCACCGGUGAAUCCAAAAUGAGGAUUUUAGGAAAAAUUCUCCCUGCUGUUCUUCUCUUCUUCUUCCUAUUCACUGCACCAUCCAUGGGGGAGAUCAAAUCUCUGAAGAUCCGAUCCGAUAACCGUCCUAUGAUUCUCUUCGAGAAGUUCGGAUUCACACAUACGGGUUUCGUCUCCAUUGCGAUCUCCUCUGUGUCGGUCACCUCGACCUUAUCGCAACCUGAUCCCUCACGUCUUGGUUUCUUCCUUCUCUCGGAAGAAUCGCAAAUCCAAGUUCUCCUUGAACUCCAACAAAACCCUAAUUUCUGUGUCGUCGAUUCGAAAUUCAUCGCACGUCUCUUCACUUUCCGAGAUCUCUCGCCUCCGCCUCAGUCUUCCUUCAACAGAACGUACCCUGUGACCCACCCGAAUGAGUACUCGCUCUUCUUCGCCAAUUGCAACCCUCAAUCACUCGUCACAAUGGACGUCCACACAGAGCUGUACAACACUGAUGACGGCAGCACCAAGGACUAUUUAUCAGCAGGGCUAACGCAGCUCCCGUCUCUUUACUUCAUUUUUUCCCUCAUUUAUCUAAGUUUUCUAGGGUUUUGGAUCUCCAUAUGCUUUAAAAACCAGCGAUCUGUUCACAGGAUCCAUUUACUAAUGGGUGGGUUGCUUGUUAUGAAGGCUCUUAACUUGAUCUGUGCCGCGGAGGACAAACAUUAUGUGAAGGUAACAGGUACUCCUCAUGGAUGGGAUGUUCUGUUUUACAUAUUUCAGUUUAUCAGGGUUGUGCUUUUGUUCACUGUGAUCGUGUUGAUCGGUACCGGGUGGUCGUUUUUGAAACCAUUUUUGCAAGAAAAGGAAAAGAAGGUCUUGAUGAUUGUGAUCCCACUUCAGGUUUUGGCUAAUGUAGCUUCCAUAGUGAUAGGGGAAACCGGCCCUUUUAUUAGAGAUUGGGUGACUUGGAAUCAAGUGUUUUUGCUGGUAGAUAUCAUCUGUUGCUGUGCCAUUAUCUUCCCCAUUGUCUGGUCGAUUAGGUCGUUGAGAGAAACUUCAAAGACUGAUGGGAAGGCUGCUAGGAAUUUGGCAAAAUUGACUCUUUUUAGGCAGUUCUAUAUAGUGGUUAUUGGGUACUUGUACUUUACGAGGAUUGUUGUUUUUGCACUGAAGACCAUUGCAGCUUAUAAGUACCAGUGGGUGGCUAAUGCAGCAGAGGAAAUAGCCAGUCUUGUGUUUUAUAUGGUGAUGUAUUACAUGUUCAGGCCAGUUGAGAAAAAUGAGUACUUUGUUCUUGACGAUGAGGAUGAAGAGGCAGCCGAGAUGGCUCUGCGGGAUGAGGAGUUUGAGCUUUGAACUUCCAUAUCAAGGAUCCUAUCAUGUUUUGUCAUUCAUACUACUGUCUAGGUGAUACACUGUGAGUUGUCAACUUAAACUUCAAGUAGUUUUUCUGGAACAAUUUGAUGCUACUUUCAUUUUAUUUUAUGUCAUAACAACUAUGAAAUUAAUGAUAGCGUGUGUUCAAAAUUUUGUAUUUUCAUAUUCUCAUUUGUUGCAAAUACUUCUUAGGUUUGCUGGAUGCAUUGUUCAAUUCUUGGAACUUUUCAGGAUUCAGAGUAAUCUAAAUCCAGUGCUUUGAUUUGUGAA